This is a messenger RNA of Schizophyllum commune H4-8, 478 nucleotides long. RefSeq lists its product as uncharacterized. The record is from RefSeq and is a predicted model, not a curated record. Bases 99 to 323 code for a protein of 74 amino acids. Gene Ontology annotation, biological process: attachment of spindle microtubules to kinetochore. NCBI's taxonomy places the organism in Eukaryota, Fungi, Basidiomycota, Agaricomycetes, Agaricales, Schizophyllaceae. The transcript is spliced from 3 exons. Gene Ontology annotation, cellular component: DASH complex; mitotic spindle.
CGACUUGCUCCUGACCGUGACCGCGUUCAACUGAUCAGGCCGUUCAGCUCGCACUCCUUCCUCCCUGCACGACUCUUUCUCUCAAUCGUAUCCUGCCUAUGGAGAACCCACACGCUGAGCGUCAGGCCGCUUUGCUGCAGCGUAUCUUGAAGAACGUGUCGAAGUGCAAUGAAGCCUUUCACGAGGUCAAUACAUGUAUGGAUGAAAUCAUUCGCGCGAAUGCCCCUGUGAAGACGGCUGCUGAGCUCGCGAUGAAGUAUAAGAGGAAUGUCCUUUACAACGCCAAUCUGGAGGCUGGCGGUGAUCCGAAGGCUCGACCUUGACAAUACCGCGAGGAGGGCCACGCCAGGAGAUGUCAACUGAUGUUUUAACGAACUAUACCUGUAUUUGCCUUCUAGUGAGCUCUCUGUGCAAUAACCCAUCCUCUCAGUAACGCUCUUAUACUGCUUCAGACUAAUGUAACUAUACAACAUAACCG